AUGAACCCUUUGAAAAUUCCGGCGCCUAACUCGAUUCUUCUUAUGGAUGAAAGGCUGCAAAAGCUCAAAGAAGAAGUCGCUUUAAUUGAAAAAGAAAUCGAGCCCAUCACAAAGAUCUUACCUCCCCAAGGCACCAAGAUUUUUCCAAUCCAAAAGCCUCAAAUGGAGACUCGAUACCAAGGUUUGCCUACUAUAGAGCCUGAACCUCCAAAAAAGAUUCAGCUAAGACCACAGAUAAACGAAGAAUAUAAAAGGACUCUUCAAUAUUGUCCAAAUAUAAUGAGUGGCUAUGAUAUCAAUGUGCAGGAAGCUCAGUUUUUAAGUGAAGUUCAGUCUCUUCCUAUUCCUCCUAAGCUCACAAUUGAAAGUACUCUAUUAUUCUCGUUUUUGGAAUCUCAAGCGAAAAAAAUUGUCUAG
This is a messenger RNA of Blepharisma stoltei, 417 nucleotides long. The record is from the annotation of a GenBank genome assembly. NCBI's taxonomy places the organism in Eukaryota, Ciliophora, Heterotrichea, Heterotrichida, Blepharismidae.